AGUUGUGACAAAUUCAAAAGGUGAGAAAGUUGAAAUUCUUUGGAAUGUUUAAGUAUUGGAGGGAUUUAGCUAAAUUACCUGUUGAUUUUGCACCAGUGAGAGAACUCAUAGAUUAUCAUUGGGAAAUUUUUCUGUGGUAAGAUCUUAUGAUAAAACCAACAGGUGAUUUAGAUUUGGGUGUUCCAAAUACUUGGUUUGAAUUUGAAUGCGAAUGUAAUUGAGAUCUUGAUUUAUUAUUCUAGGGGGAGGUGAAAUGGUUGGAAUUGAAGAUUAAUUCAAUAUACAUGAGAGUGAAAGAGUAUUUCCUUCACCAAAAAAUCCAAAUUGUAGAAGAGAAUUAUGGAAAUCAUAAGAUGACAUAUAGGAGUAAUGAGAAAUGGAAGGUAGAUUUAUUGUUGUAAAUUUUAUUUCGAUGAAAAUUGGUAUCCAAAGGAAACAUCCUAAAACAUUUAUUAAUAAGCUGAUUACAAAAAAGUAACUAAAUCAGGCAGCACAUUAGGAAAAAAUAUGAUAAUUUAACAAAUUUUGGUAUUCUAAUAUAAAUUGAUGGA
Messenger RNA from Paramecium sonneborni, 551 nucleotides. The record is from the annotation of a GenBank genome assembly. Lineage: Eukaryota; Ciliophora; Oligohymenophorea; Peniculida; Parameciidae.